CUCGCCUCCUCCAUUUUCUUAACGCAAAUUUUAUUCACAAAAAAGAUCCAUACAAACAUUUUCACAAAAACUUUAGCAAACUCAGUCUAUCUCUCAAUCUCAUGUAAAUGUUGUCAACAAAAAGCAACCAUUAAUGACGCACACCUUCUCACGUCUCUCUCUCUCUCUCUCUCUCUAUAUAUAUAUAUAUAUAUAUAUGUGUGUGUGUGUGUGUGUGUGUGUGUGUGUGUCACCUAAUCAGAUAAAUAGAAUCACUCCUUUUCUUUUCUUUUCUUUUUUCCUUUUCUCUCAAUUUCUCCAUUCUAAACCCCGUUGCGUCUCUUUCUCCGGCUAAAAUCUCCGAUCACCCGUUUACUUUCCUACAAUUGGAUACGAUUUCCUUUCUUUAAUCUUCUAUUCUCGACCUCUCAAUUCCCGGAAUCAUUUCUAGGGUUUGCGUAAUCUACGAAAACCCUACACGAUCCAUCGCAUUCUUUCUAAUUUCGUGCAAUUCGAAGGAAUUUAACCUACCUCGUUUGUUCUGCGGCUUGCUUAACCAUCAACAACGAUGCAAUUGUACGAAAGUUGACAACUUUAUCUCUGAUUUUGUCUAGUGAAGGAGAAAAGUGUUUCCUUUGUUCGUAAUAACCGUGGAAAUCAAUGAUAUCAUGGUUGAAUUGAAGUCAGAUUCUGAUAAAGAGUCAUGUUCAAUGUCAAUAAACGAGACGGUAAAUGGGUCUCACCAAUUUUCCAUAAAAGGGUAUUCUUUAGCGAAAGGAAUGGGAGCUGGAAAAUGUAUAGCAAGUGAUAUUUUCACUGUGGGUGGUUAUGAUUGGGCGAUCUAUUUUUACCCAGAUGGUAAAAAUCCUGAAGAUAGUUCUAUGUAUGUUUCUGUUUUUGUAGCUUUGGCUAGUGAAGGAACUGAUGUUAGGGCUUUGUUUGAGUUGACCUUGGUUGAUCAAAGCGGAAAUGGGAAGCAUAAAGUUCACAGUCAUUUCGAUCGUGCGUUGGAAAGUGGGCCUUAUACUUUGAAGUAUAGAGGGAGCAUGUGGGGUUACAAGCGUUUCUUUAGAAGAACAACUCUUGAAAAUUCUGAUUAUAUAAAGGAUGAUUGCCUAAUCAUGAACUGCACAGUUGGAGUUGUUAGAACCCGUCUUGAAGGACCAAAGCAGUAUUCCAUUUCACUUCCGCCGUCAGACAUGGGGCAAGGCCUUAAGGAACUGUUAGAAUCUGAAGUUGGUUGCGACAUUGUUUUCCAGGUUGGGGAUGAAACAUUUAAAGCGCAUAAGUUGAUACUUGCUGCUCGUUCCCCUGUUUUUAGAGCUCAAUUCUUUGGACUUGUUGGGGAUCCAAACUUAGAUAAAGUAGUAGUGGAGGAUAUUGACCCCUCAAUUUUCAAGGCAAUGCUCCUGUUUAUAUACACAGACAAGCUUCCUAAUGUACAUGAGAUUACUGGCACAACAUCAAUGUGCACAUCCACCAACAUGGUGCAGCAUUUAUUGGCUGCUGCUGAUCUUUACAAUUUAGAUCAAUUGAAAUUGUUAUGUGAAUCAAAAUUGUGCGAGGAACUGAGUGCUGAGACUGUGGCAACAACUCUUGCAUUAGCUGAGCAGCAUCAAUGUUUGCAACUCAAGGUCGUCUGUCUGAAAUUUGCUGCAAAUCCAGCAAACUUGGGAGCGGUAAUGCAGUCAGAAGGAUUCCGACACUUGGAAGAGAGCUGCCCUUCAUUGUUGUGCGAGAUGCUAAAGACAUUUGCGUCAGGCGAUGAGAACUCAAGUCUUCUAUCAAGUCGGAAGAGGAGCGGAAGCAGUAUAUAUGGGCUAGAUAUAGCUGCAGAUGGGGCUGCAGCAGAAUCAGCCAAUCCCAUGGGCAGGCGAGUAAGGAGGCGUUUUUAGGAUGUAUAUAGUUGCACUCAGGUGUUAGACUGUUACUUCUGAUGAAAGAGGAUUUAAGGAUAGCGUUUUUGGCAGGUCUUAACUGUAGUAUUAUUAUUUUAUAUUUUAAGCUUUUUGAUGUCGCCUGAAACUGUAGGGAAGAAGAAAUAUCAAGCUUGGUUCUAUUUGGGAUAUACAGUCAGUAAUUGUGAAAGGCCAGUGAUGGAACUAACAGAAUAUGGAAAAGAUGACUCUGAAAGCAUGACAGCCUGUUUCCUUUUGUUUUGUGCUUAGCAAAGAAACUUUUAAUUAUUAUGCAUUUGUUAAACUGAUUCUUAGGGUGUAAUUAAGCUGUAAUAUAAAUGAUAUAUGUAACCUUAGCUAUUGUGAUUUUUUUUA
This is a messenger RNA of Ricinus communis (castor bean), 2252 nucleotides long. Its product is annotated as BTB/POZ and MATH domain-containing protein 3. The transcript is spliced from 4 exons. Gene Ontology annotation, molecular function: protein binding. Bases 648 to 1874 code for a protein of 408 amino acids. The record is from RefSeq and is a predicted model, not a curated record. Gene Ontology annotation, biological process: protein ubiquitination. NCBI's taxonomy places the organism in Eukaryota, Viridiplantae, Streptophyta, Magnoliopsida, Malpighiales, Euphorbiaceae.